UAGAUGAAAUAACUCAACAUUGAAUCAGAAUGGGCGGGCAUCAAUAGAGGCGUUUGUAAUUUGUCUGCGCGUACUUCACAUUAUAUAUUCCGUCAGCACCCGUCUCUUCCUCAUUCAUUUCAGUGUGUUACACACCAUAGGCGUGCGUGCCUGUCUACACGAGCAGUACAAUCUAAAGAGUAGAUACAGUUUGUAAGCCGCUUUGGGAGACUGUAUUUUUGAAAAACUGUAUUUUUCUGCUAUGGAAAGCCAUCUGCAGGUCGACACGGGGAAUGCGGAGCUGGAUCAGGCCGUGAGACAGUGGCUCCAGCUGGACAAGAACCAUAAAACCUUGGAGAUGGUUCAGAAGCUGGUGGCUGAUCGGAAUGUGACAGAACUGCAGAAAUGUUUUGGCUUACGGAUGGAGUUUGGCACAGCAGGACUACGGGCAGCAAUGGGAGCAGGAGUGUCACGUAUGAAUGACUUGACAAUUAUCCAGACCACUCAGGGAUUUUGCAGAUAUUUGGAAAAGAAUUUUCCUGACUUUAAGGAAAGAGGUGUUGUUAUUGGUUUUGAUGCACGUGCUCAUCCUGCAAGUGGAGGCAGCAGCAAGAGGUUUGCAAGGCUGGCUGCCACAGUUUUCGCAAGCCAGGGGGUUCCUGUUUACCUCUUCUCAAAAAUUACACCCACUCCCUUUGUGCCAUAUACAGUGUCCCACAAGAAGCUCUGUGCUGGCAUCAUGGUAACAGCUUCGCACAAUCCAAAGGAGGACAAUGGGUAUAAGGUGUAUUGGGAUAAUGGAGCACAGAUAAUUUCUCCCCAUGAUCAUGGAAUUGCACAAGCUAUUGAAGAGAAUCUGGAACCAUGGCCUAAGUCUUGGGAUGUUUCUCUUUUAGAUGGCUGUUCUUUCGUUCAUGAUCCAUAUGAUGAUAUCAACAAAGAUUACUUUAAAGACAUAAAACAGCAUUGUUUCCACAGGAAUCUUAAUAAGGAAACAAAGCUAAAAUUUGUUCACACAUCUGUGCAUGGUGUUGGCCACCAAUUUGUUCAGUCUGCAUUUAGUGCAUUUGCCUUGCCUCUUCCACUGGCUGUUGCGGAACAGAAGGACCCUGAUCCUGAAUUUCCAACUGUAAAGUACCCAAACCCAGAAGAGGGUAAGGGUGUCCUGACAUUAUGCUUUGCACUAGCAAACAAAGAAGGAGUGAAAACAAUUUUAGCAAAUGAUCCUGAUGCUGAUCGUCUUGCUGUUGCAGAAAAGCAAGAAAGCGGCGAGUGGAAGGUAUUUUCAGGAAAUGAGCUGGGAGCAUUAUUGGGCUGGUGGCUCUUCAAAUGCUGGAAGAUGCAGCACCAGAAUGCCAGUGCAGUUAAGGAUGUGUAUAUGUUAGCAAGUACAGUCUCCUCCAAGAUCCUCAGAGCAAUUGCCCUCAAGGAAGGCUUUCAUUUUGAGGAAACUUUGACCGGAUUUAAGUGGAUGGGAAACAGGGCGAAGCAGCUAAUGGAUCAAGGGAAAACCGUUCUCUUUGCUUUUGAAGAAGCCAUAGGUUAUAUGUGCAGCCCUGCUGUUUUGGAUAAAGAUGGUGUCAGUGCUGCUGCCAUCACUGCAGAGCUGGAUUGCUACCUGGCAACUAAAAAUUUGACUCUGUCCCAAAAACUGAAAGCAAUCUACGAAGAGUAUGGUUACCAUAUUACCCAGGCCUCAUAUUUUAUCUGCCAUGAUCCAAAUACAAUAAAAGCAUUAUUUGAAAGGCUCCGAAAUUACAAUGGAAAGAGUACAUACCCAAACAUCUGUGGUAGAUUUGAAGUUACAGGAGUCCGGGAUCUUACAGCUGACUAUGAUUCAAGCCAACCUGACAAGAAGGCUAUCCUUCCUACAAGUAGAAGUAGCCAGAUGAUAACUUUCACUUUUGCUAAUGGUGGUGUGGCAACCCUGAGGACAAGUGGGACAGAACCCAAAAUCAAGUAUUAUGCUGAGCUCUGUGUGCCUCCUGGAAACAGUGAUCCAGAGCAACUGAAGAAAGAACUCCAAGAGCUGGUCAGUGCAAUUGAAGAACACUUUUUUGAACCAGGGAAGAAUAAGCUUGUUCGCAAAUCUGACUAAUACAAAGGAAGAACAUGAACAGAUUGUUCUUAAAACCCUUCAUAUUUUGCAGUACUGUAACUCAAGAAGAACCUUGCACAUUACCAAAAAAAAGCCUUUACGUUAGUACUUGUUUCAUUUCUUAAGAUAAUUAUUUGCAAAGCAGUACUUCAUGUUCUGAAAGUUUCCCAUUCUCUUUAUUCCUUCUCUUGACAAUAGGUGUUGCAUCUUUUUUAUUUUUUUUGUGACCCGAGUCCCACAUAAAGUCUAAUGUGUGUAAAAAUGACACUUUAGUACCCCCAUCCCACUUAACUUGUUGAAAGGUGACUCCUUGGCCAGGUAGGUGUCAUACUGCUGGUGAGUCAGGGAUUUUAUUUUUUGCUGCUGCACUCCUGAGCUACCUUUGAUCAUACCAGAGGGUGCUUUUGGUGCAAUAGAAUCCUACAGUUUCCCUUGAGAUAAAACAGGCUGGCAACUAACUACUCUGUCUUAUUUCCCCAGUUCAACCUGCUAGCAACAGACUCACUAAUCAAACCCAGAAUGCUUAUUGCAGACAUGAUAUUAUAUUGACAUUUUGCAGUACUACACUCACUGAACUCGUAUUUACUGUUCUAGAAAUGCAGGUGUUUUCAGUUU
Molecule: messenger RNA, 2692 nt
Organism: Protopterus annectens (West African lungfish)
Lineage: Eukaryota; Metazoa; Chordata; Ceratodontiformes; Protopteridae
Gene: PGM2
Product: phosphoglucomutase 2
Exons: 14
Coding region: 242-2077 (611 amino acids)
Biological process (GO): carbohydrate metabolic process; purine ribonucleoside salvage
Molecular function (GO): magnesium ion binding; phosphopentomutase activity
Source: RefSeq, a predicted model, not a curated record